AGGUGGAUGUGAGGUUUGACGUCACUUGCGAGACAAAUUAGGCUAUAUUCUCAUAUACAAGUUCUUGUGAAGCUGUUAUCUCAGUAACACGCCGUGGAACCUUCUACAACAUAAUGAAAACUUUGGCUUCUGUUUUCAAAACAUUCUUUUUGCGAGAGAACGCAGCGUGGCUAAAUUGGCUGCGCACAAUGACUGUGUGGCAAAAGUGAUAAUGCGAUGCGCUUUAGUCAGCGCACAUCUGUGAGUUUUGUCACCAGAUGGGCUUGUAAAGUCCAUGGAUAAAAGGCGCGCAUCAUGGUGCUGGGCGACUCCAACGGAACCGGCACGGGAAGCGCACUUAGCACCGAGAGCAGUAUGAGGUCUUUCAUGAUAGAGGAGCAUUUAACGGACCCCGGCACGGCCAAUACCAACAUGCUGAUCUCAGAGGCUUUGGUACCACGUCUCAUCAGUAUUGCGCAUGAGGCUGGGGAGGCUGUGGUCGCAGCGGCAGCAGCAUCGGGGUCCGACGGUGACUUACCCUCGGGCUCUCCGAGUUUUCGGAUGGAGAUGGCGAAUAGCUCGCUCUGUGGUGAGCAGAUUCUCAGUAAUGGCAGAGCGGAGAACGUCGUGAUUGGCAUAGUCCUUACUCUACUCACUUUCAUCACAAUUUGUGGCAAUCUUCUCGUGGUGAUUUCGGUGUGCUUUGUGAAAAAGUUACGGCAGCCCUCAAACUACUUGAUAGUCUCCCUCGCGCUGGCAGACCUUUCUGUCGCACUCGCCGUCAUGCCGUUCGUAAGCAUCACGGACCUGAUAGGUGGCCGCUGGAUUUUUGGCCAGUUUUUCUGCAAUGUUUUUAUCGCCAUGGAUGUGACGUGCUGCACCGCGUCCAUCAUGACACUUUGCGUAAUCAGCAUAGACAGGUACCUUGGCAUAACUAAGCCACUGACUUAUCCUGUGAGGCAAAGUGGGAGAUGCAUGGCGAAGAUGAUAUUCUCAGUGUGGCUGUUGUCUGCAUCCAUUACCCUACCCCCACUUUUCGGCUGGGCUCAGAACGUCAACGACGACCGGGUGUGUCUCAUCAGCCAGGACUUUGGCUACACCAUUUAUUCCACAGCGGUUGCUUUCUAUAUACCAAUGACUGUUAUGCUGGUCAUGUACUACCGUAUCUACCGUGCGGCCAAACUCAGCGCCGCCAAGCACACUAUCACCGGGUUCCCCCGGCCAAGUAAGAAAGAGCAGAGGCCCGAGAGAGAGGAGGAUGGCGAGGAGCGAGGUGUAAACUGCGUGUCUGUGGCGCUAAAGUUGCAGCGCGAGGUGGAAGACUGCACGCGCCUGUCCCGCUUUCUGCGCUCGGCAAGUGGUAACGACCACAAGAGCAUUUCCAUCUUCAAGCGAGAGCAGAAGGCGGCGGCCACGCUUGGUAUUGUGGUGGGCGCAUUCACUGUGUGCUGGCUGCCCUUUUUCCUGCUGUCCACAGCGCGGCCCUUCAUUUGUGGCACCGAGUGCAGCUGCGUGCCCCUCUGGGUAGAGCGCACGCUGCUGUGGUUGGGCUACGCCAACUCGCUCAUCAACCCGUUCGUUUACGCCUUCUUCAACCGCGACCUGCGCACCACCUACCACAACCUCAUACGAUGUCGUUACCGCAAUAUCAACCGUCGCCUCUCUGCUGCAGGGAUGCACGAGGCCCUCAAGCUGGCGGAGAGGCCUGAUCUAGUGGUAUAAACAUCCAAAGUCCGUGCGGUUAGAUCAACGGGCUUUUUGAUGACUUCCAGCGCAAGUCAUCAGACCUAGCCAAGUCUGGAUGGCACUGAUGGAACCUCUUACGGUGGUUACGUGGGUACAGAGCAUGACAUUCUCAUGGUCAGUGUUGG
Molecule: messenger RNA, 1850 nt
Organism: Clupea harengus (Atlantic herring)
Lineage: Eukaryota; Metazoa; Chordata; Actinopteri; Clupeiformes; Clupeidae
Gene: htr7a
Product: 5-hydroxytryptamine receptor 7a
Biological process (GO): chemical synaptic transmission; smooth muscle contraction; circadian rhythm
Cellular component (GO): plasma membrane
Molecular function (GO): G protein-coupled serotonin receptor activity
Source: RefSeq, a predicted model, not a curated record